Molecule: messenger RNA, 1225 nt
Organism: Lingula anatina
Lineage: Eukaryota; Metazoa; Brachiopoda; Lingulata; Lingulida; Lingulidae
Product: sphingolipid delta(4)-desaturase DES1
Biological process (GO): ceramide biosynthetic process
Cellular component (GO): membrane
Molecular function (GO): sphingolipid delta-4 desaturase activity
Source: RefSeq, a predicted model, not a curated record
AUGUCGUUGGUAUACACAUUCAAACGCUUCUGGUCAUUCCUGCGCUUGGACGAACUGGUCAGCGCUGCCCUGUCCGGAGAUGAUGACUGGGAUUACAGCGAGGAACCCCACACCUCCAGACGCUCAGAAAUUCUCCGCAAACACCCGGAAAUCAAACGCCUGAUGGGGUACGAUCCCUUCAUCGCGUACGUUCUAGCCUUCGAGGUUUCCCUGCAAUUGUUUAUGGCAUGGUGCGUGCGGGAUUCCCCGUGGUGGUUGGUGGUUCUCCUGGCCUACUGUGUUGGGGCGUUUGUGAACCAUUCGUGUGGGACAGCUAUCCAUGAAAUUGGCCAUAAUUUGGCCUUUGGACACUCAAGGCCUAUUCUGAAUAGACUACUGGGGAUGUUUGCCAAUCUACCGCUAGCGGUCCCUUUUUCUGUGACAUACAAGAAAUAUCACUCCGAUCAUCACAGGUAUAUGGGACACGAAUGGAUGGACGUGGACAUCCCCACCAGACUGGAGAGCCGUCUCUUCCAACAUCCCAUCACCAAAAUCAUCUGGUUGUUCUUUCAUCCGGCCAUCCACGCGCUGCGACCCAUGUAUAAAAGUCCAAAGAACCUCACGAAGCUCGAAAUCACAAACGUCCUCGUUCAGUGCUCGUGGAAUCUCCUUAUCUAUCAUUACCUCGGCGGGAAAUCUCUUGCUUAUCUGGCUUUGGGAACGCUCUUUGGGUUCGGUUGUCACCCGUGUGCUGGUCACUUCAUCUCAGAGCAUUAUCUGUUCCAAGGCACCCAGGCCACCCAUUCGUAUUAUGGACCCAUGAACGCCAUACUGUUCAACGUUGGCUACCACGUCGAGCAUCACGAUUUCCCGUAUAUUCCCUACAGGAGACUUCCCCGCUUGAAGGAAAUCGCUCCCGAGUACUAUGCCGAUUUGCCGUAUCAUACCUCCUGGUGUAAGGUUCUGUGGGAUUUCAUAUUCCAAUCUCAUAUGGGACCUAUGGCGCAUGGGGUCGGCAUGGAAGGGGGGUUUAAACCAGCCAACGAAAAGGAUGAAAAAGUCAAAGAGAAAUGCCCGGAUUUUGCUGGAUUUGUGAAACAGAAUGGGCAUAACCAGCCUUUUGUGAACGGGCAUGAUCAGCCCAUUGCCUGCCAAACCAGAAAAGCCAAAGCCACUUUGACACACUAAACUGAUCUGUUUUUCUAUAAGAUUCUUGCUAACAUUUACGUAAUCCCCCCCCCCUUUU